Molecule: messenger RNA, 4437 nt
Organism: Danaus chrysippus (African queen)
Lineage: Eukaryota; Metazoa; Arthropoda; Insecta; Lepidoptera; Nymphalidae
Source: the annotation of a GenBank genome assembly
AUGUCUCACUACCCCCAACCGUCGUCGCUGGAGGCCGCUCUCCCGCUGCUGUCUCGUCCGGACCUUCGUCUCCGCCAGCAGCUGGGCGAGCGCCUGGUGAGCCUGGUCCGCUCCGAGGACCUCACGCCCGAACUGACGCCCGAGCUGACCGGGCCGCUUCUGGACGCGCUCGUCGGCUGGCUCAACGGAGGAAACUUUAAGGUCGCCCAGAACGGUCUGGAGGUGAUGUCGGCCCUCGCUGAACGUAUGGGCCCGGAGUUUUCACACUACGUGCCUACGGUGCUGCCUCACAUCAUAGACAGGCUGGCGGACACCAAGGAGGGCGUGCGUGUGUCUGCCCGCGCGUGUAUAGCGACCCUCAGCUCGUGCAGGGCGGCCGCGCCCCGCGCCAUACUGGCGAGACUCACGCCCGCGCUCGGACACAAGGCGGCGCACACCAGGGAGGAGGCGCUCACCUGCAUAGGGACGCUGCUGCACGAACACGGUGCAGCGGAGCUACAGUUGCGUGGCGCGGUCCCACAAGUAGCGGCUCUGCUCGGGGACCCCAGCGGGGCGGUCAGGGACGCGGCCAUAGAGCUGAUAGUGGACGUGUACCGACACGUGGGGGAGAGGCUGCGGCAGGACCUGCGGCGGAAGGACCUCGUGCCGCAACAGAAGAUGGCGCUGCUGGAGCACAGGUUCGACGAGGCUAAGGAGGCCGGCCUGCUGCUGCCAUCGGCGUUGGGAGCAGACGAGGCGGACUGCGCUCCUCGUGUGAAGCGCGCCCUCACUCUGCCCACGCCGAGAGGACGAGAGGAUACUUCAGGAGCCAGCACACCCGCGGGUGAGCCGAAGCGUACCACAGCGGGUCUGUACAGCCUGCCGUCAGCCAGCAGGAAGCCGCCGCCCCCCACCAAGAUGAACAGCGCGGCCAGCGUGAGCGGGGGAGGCAGCGGAGGUGUGGGGAGCGAGGCGGGCGCGGUGUCCAACGAGUCGUUCGAGGCGGCCUUCGCGAGCACCGCCCCCGCCGCCGUGUACGGCGCGCGCGGCCUGGACGACCUGUGUAGACACGCCGCCGCACUGCUGGGGGACCGCGCCGCCGACUGGGAGAAGAGGGUCGACGCUCUGAAGAAGAUCCGCUCGUUGUUGGCGGCGAACGCGCACGUGCAGUUCCCGUCGGAGUUCGCGGCGCACCUGAAGGACCUGUCGGUGCCGUUCUUAGUGGUCAUCAAGGACCUGCGCAGCCAGGUGGUGAGGGAGGCCUGCAUCACCAUUGCAUACAUGGCCAAGGUGCUGCGGAACAAGCUGGAGCAGUUCAGUCUGUACAUACUGCAGGAACUCAUCAACCUCAUACAGAACGCAGCCAAAGUGGUGUCGUCGGCGGGCACGGUGUGCGUGCGGUACAUCGUGCAGCACGUGCCGGCGCCGCGCCUGCUGCCGGUGCUGGUCACCAACCUCACCACCCACAAGAGCAAGGAGAUCCGCGCCACGCUCAGCGAGGUGCUGCUGCUGCUGCUGCGCUCGUGGCCGCGCCCCGCGCUCGACCGACACCAGGCAGCCAUAGCUGACGCUAUACGGAAAGCAUGCGCAGACGCUGACAGCACGGCCCGGAAUAACGGCAGGAAAGCGUUCUGGUCGUACAAGAGUCAGUUCCCGGAGCAGGCGGAGGCUCUGUUCAGUCGGCUGGACGUGGCCGCGCAGAAACAACUGGAGAGGGACAAGGCCGGCUCUAUGGACGGACUGCAGCAGUUGAUACCCGAGAGAACCAGAACCAUCACCAGUCCGCGCAGUCCUUCAGCCAGCGUGUCCGCGUCCACUGAGAGCCUGGUGUCGGUGGUGAGUCGCUCGGGUUCUCUCCGCCGCCGCCGCUCGUCGCAGGAGCGCCCCCCCAUCUCUCACAUCCCGGUAGCCAUGAGAGAUCGUUCGCCGGCCACGGGCUGCGUGUCGUCCCGGUCGGUGUCGGCGGUGGACGCGGCGGCCGCCCAGCGAGCCCGCGCCCGAGCUGUGUACUCACACCUCGCUAGGACUAAGGUCGCCGCCGGUAGCGCCAGUCUACAGGGAGAAGUCGCCCAGCAAGCCCGCGUCAAACGUUCCCCAGUGUCGGCGGUGCCUCCCAGCCCUGAGCGGAGCGUGCGGUCCAGGUCGCGCCCCGGAGUGUCUCAGUCACAACCGACGUCCCGGUCGUCGUCUCCAUCAUCCCGCAGCGGUCCCGUGUCGUUGUCGUGUCGCCGCCGUCCGUCCGGCAUCCCCCGGUCGCUGGCGGGGUCCCGUGAGACGAGCCCCACCCGCGCCCGCUCCGGCAGCCUCGCCCGCCGACGGGACUCCGUGGACCGACGGCCGCCCGCCGCCACCCUCCGCCUGCUGCAGCAGUCCAGGGACGCUGAGAACACGCUGAGGAGUCCCGAGGACAGUUCGUCGUGUGAGGUGAGGCGGGACGAUGACUCGGAGGCGUCCUCUGUGUGUAGCGAGCGGAGUCUGGACUCGUACAGGAGACACGACAGCGUGUCCUGGUCAGGCUCCAGCCGGCUGGUGUGGGAGGGGUCUCCGCCGCCCCCGCCCCCCGCCGAUGACGUCAUAGCACUGUGCGCCUCCACACACUGGACCGAGAGGAAGGACGGCCUGACGCAUCUAGCGAACUACCUGAACAGCGGCCGGCUGCUGACGGAGGAGCAGCUGAGGAGGCUGACGGACUUACUGAACAAGAUGUUCGUGGACGCUCACACUAAGGUGUUCUCACUGCUGCUAGACGCUGUGUGCGAGCUGCUGCUGGUGCACUGGCAGCAGCUCAGAGAUUGGCUCUACCAGCUCAUGUUCAGACUACUGAUGAAGCUCGGCACAGACAUCCUGGGUUCGGUACAGAGUAAGAUCAUGAAGACGCUGGACGUUAUACACGAGUGCUUCCCCGCUGAGCUGCAGCUGCAUAACAUAUUCAGGUUCCUGGCGGACGGAGCGACCGCCCCCACCGCCAAGACGAAGGCGGCCGCGCUGCGCUUCCUGGCUGACCUGGCGCACGAGUACUGCACGCCCGCGGGCCUGGCUGCCGCGCUACAUGGCGGCUCGUCCGGCGUGGCGGGUCGAGCUCUAACGAAGGUGGCGGUCCUGGCGGGUGACGCCCGCGCGGGUGACGUCCGCCACUGCGCCCGCCGCGCGCUCGCCGCCCUCUACGACUGUAACCCCGGCCCUUUCACAUCUCUCAUGUCGGAGCUGUCGGCCGACACGCAGGCGCUCGUCAACGGAGUGGUGCAGCAACACGUGAGGAGGACCUCCAGCACCGGCAGCGACAGUCCGCUGAGGUCAACGGCCGCACCCGAUGACGUGUACAGCCGGAUACGGAAGACGACCAGCGAGAUACACACGUACACCACACAACACGCGAACGCGGAGUGUGCGAGCCACGCAUGCAGCAAGGACUCGGGGAUCAGUCAGAUGUCGGAGAGACACAACGGACACGCGCAUGAGGCGGUGGCUCGGGCGGCGUCCGCGGACAGCUCGGAGGCGAGCAGCACCAAGGAGUCCUCGCCCGGACCGCGCCGACCUGACUACCACGGAGAAUACAACACGACCGCCGGAACAAACAACAGAGACAAGAUGAAGCCCUACGAGAUGGACGAGAACGGGAUGGUCAUCACCAAGUCCGGACUGCGCGAGAGCGAGGUGUUGGAGGCGUUGUCGUCGCUGGACGUGGCGGCCGCGGCUCCUGAACACACGGAGCGACUGCUGCUGGCCACGCACGAGGUGCUCAAGUACGGAGACUGUCGACUGCCGCUCGAGUACUUCAAGAACAUCGUCCGCGCCGCGCUCGCCGCACUCUCCGUCGAAGAUAAUUCCGCAGACAAGGAGAACGCUGAGAACGCGACCAACACACAACACGCGUCAGGCUGGGGCACGGCGCAGGAGCGUGCGGCGGCCGAGGCUGUGCGCGUGUUAGUGUGGCUGUGUCGGCGGACGGAGACGCGCGCGCUGUGGGCCGAGUACUUCGACCUCAUACUGCUGAAGCUGAUCAACGCGUACGGGGCAUCCAGCAAGGAGGUCAUGAGGGCCGUGGACGCGGGAAUGACGCACAUCGCGCACGCGCUCCCCGCUGCACAGGUACUCACUGACACGUGGUGUGUGUUGGCGCUACUGAAGCCUGUGAUCCGGACCCGCGGCUACCCUACGUCUCUGUGCGCUCUCAAACUGGCGGCCGAAGUAGCGAAGGCGCGAGGAGACGAACUGACGGAUGAUACUGUGGCGCAACUCAUGGAGGGAGUAGGACAGUUGGCCGACCACCAGAACUCGGCGGUGCGCAAGGCGGCCGUGUUCUGUAUGGUGGCCUUCACGUGCGCGCUCGGAGACGAGCGUAUGACGCCGCACCUCAAGCACCUGUCAGUCAGCAAGUACCGCCUGCUGCAGGUGUACAUCAGUAAGCAGCGCGAGGAGUCCUCCCGGCCGCCGCCCCCCUCCUCCACACACUCGUAG